UGAUGAUGAUGAAGAUGAUAGCAAUAACAAUAAUGUAAUUGUUCCACCAGUUAAUACUGAUGAUUUCUUAAAUGAAGAAGAGUUUGAAGAUCAAGAACAAUUACCAUUGCCAUCAUUAGAAGGAAACAAGUGA
Molecule: messenger RNA, 133 nt
Organism: Entrophospora candida
Lineage: Eukaryota; Fungi; Glomeromycota; Glomeromycetes; Entrophosporales; Entrophosporaceae
Source: the annotation of a GenBank genome assembly